Messenger RNA from Gracilinanus agilis (Agile Gracile Mouse Opossum), 3081 nucleotides. It is a transcript of the gene MYH15, whose product is annotated as myosin heavy chain 15. Lineage: Eukaryota; Metazoa; Chordata; Mammalia; Didelphimorphia; Didelphidae. The record is from RefSeq and is a predicted model, not a curated record. Gene Ontology annotation, cellular component: myosin complex.
AUGACGGUGGUGUCUGGGUUGUAUGACCUUGUGGUCAAGACAGCUUUAUUGAGGGAGCGAAGGAGAACCAACACUAUUAAUCACUACAAUGCUGCUGGAAGUUGGCCUCUGGAUCAUCUGGAAGAAUUGAAGGAUGGGAGAUUAGCUAAAGUCCUCAUACUGUUCCAAGUCUCAGCAAGAGGCAAAGUAGUUUGGUCCAAAUUCCAGAAGAUUCAAGAAAAGAGGGAUGUACUUUUGGUGGUCCAGUGGACUAUCAGUGCCUUUCUGGCUUGGGAAAGCUGGCCCUGGAUGAAACUUUUCUUUAAGAUCAAGGUUUUUGUGAAGUCUGUGGAAAGUGGAAAAGAGGUGAUCACAUUUAAGGAAGAGUUGGCAAAGCUGAGCCGAGCCUUGAAGAAAGCAAAAUAUCAGGAGGAGGAAUGUGAAGCAGAGAGUUUCUUCCUUAUUCCCAAAAAGAGUGACUUGUUCCUCCAGCUGCAGUCUGAGCAAGACACCCUGGCAGAUGUUGAAAAACAAACAACCCUGAUAAAAUCCAAGAUUCAGCUGGAGGCCAAAGUCAAAGAGCUUUCUGAGCUGGUGAAGGAAGAAGAGAGGCUAAAUUCCAAGCUGAAUGCCAGGAGGAGGGAACUGGAAGAUGAAUGCCCUGGGCUGAAGAAAGAAAUCGAUGACCUGGAAACAACACUGGUGAAGCCAGAUAAAGAAAAGCGCUCUACAAAACAUAAGGUCAAGGACCUGACGGAAAUAGCACUAAAUGAUGAUCUUAAUAAACUUAACAGAGCCAUAAAGGUCACCAAUGAGGCCCACAAAUGUGCUGUAGGUAAGGUGCAAGUCGAAGAAGACAUACUCCACACCCUAAACAAAUCAAAGGCUGAGAAGCUCUGUAGACUGUUUGAAAGUCAACUUAGUGAAACUAAUACUAGACUUGAAGAGAUGACCAAGUUGAUAAAUGAUGUUACUACCCAGAAGUCAAAGCUUGAGAGUGAGAAAGAUGAAUUUACAAGACAGCUGGAAGAGAAAGAGUCUCUGAUAAGCCAACUUUCCAGAGGAACGAAUAACUUUACUCAACAGAUUGAAGAAAUGAGAAGAGUGCUGGAACAAGAAACUGAAUCCAAGAAACUCCUUGCACAUGCCCUGCAAUUAGCAAAACGUGAUUAUGACCUCCUGAAGGGACAAUAUAGAGAAGAACAGGAAGCCAAGACCAAGCUGCUAUGGGCCUUGACCAAGGGACGUGCAGAAGUGGUGCAAUGGAGAACUCACUAUGAAUCACAUACUCUCCAGAGAAAAGAAGACUUUGAGGAAGCCAAGAAGAAGCUGGCAUCCCGCCUGCAGGAGGCUGGAGAGGCCAUCCAGGAAGCCAAUGCCAAAAGCACUUCCUUGGAGAAGACAAAGCAACGUCUCCAGUUGGAGCUGGAAGAUGUUGUGUCCGACCUGGAGAAGGUCCACUCUACGGCGGCCAUCCUGGAUGAGAAGCAGAGGAACUUUGACAAAAUCCUCACGGACUGGAAGCAGAAAUACGAGGAUUCUCACGCCAACCUCAAAGCCUCCCAGAUGGAGGCACGAAACAUUAGUGAGGAGCUGUUUCAGCUCAAGCAAGCUUAUGAAGAGGUGAUAGUGAAUCAGGAGACCCUGAAAAGGGAAAACAAGAACCUCCAUGAAGAAAUUUCUGAUCUGACGGAACAGAUUAUGGAAGGAAACAAGAACCUGCAUGAGUUGGAAAAAGUCAAAAGACUGGCUGAACAGGAAAAAUCAGAGGCCCAGGUAGCCCUGGAAGAAGCUGAGGGAGUCCUGGAACGUGAAGAGAGCAAAAUUCUUCAUUUCCAGUUUGAGGUCUUGGAGGCCAAAGUAGAACUUGAAAGGAAACUUGUAGAAAAAGAAGAAGAAAUUGAAAACUUGAGGAGAGACCAACAGCGUACCAUUGAUUCUCUGCAGUCCACUUUGCAUUCCGAAGCCAAGAGUCAUGCUGAGGCCACUCGGCUAAAGAAGAAGAUGGAAGGGGACCUCAAUGAGAUGGAGUUACAGCUCAGCCAUGCUAACCGACAGACAUCUGAGGCUUCCAAAUCUCUGAACACCCUUCAGAUGCAAAUCAAGCAUCUACAAGUGCAGGUAGAUGAAACUACACGCCAGAAUGAUAGUCUGAAGGAAGAGGUGAUGGUGGCUGAGAGGCAGCAUGCCAUUCUGCAGUCAGAAGUGGAGGAAUUACGUGCUUUGCAGGAACAGACAGAACGUGGACGGAGGUUGGCUGAACAAGAGCUUCUAGAAGCCACUGAAAAACUGAACAUGCUACACACUCAAAACACAAGCCUGCUCUCUCUGAAGAAAAAAUGGGAGACUGAUAUUGCCUGUAUGAAAAAAGAAUUAGAAAAUGCAACAGAAGAACGUCGUAGUGCUGAAGAAAAAGCUAAGAAGUCAAGCACUGAUGCAGCAUUGUUGACAGAGAGUUUGAAGAAGGAACAGUACACUUGUUCUCACUUGGAAAGGAUAAGAAACAACAUGGAACAGACUAUUGUAGACUUACAGAAAAGGCUAGAAGAUGCUGAGCAGAGUACCCUGAAGGGGGGCAGUAAGCAGAUCCAAAAACUGGAAUCCAGGAUCCGUGAACUAGAAUGUAAACUAGAAAGUGAAGUACGAAGGAGUUCUGAGGCCCAGAAUGGAGCCCGAAAAUUUGAGACGUCCAUCAAGGAAUUGACUUUUCAGGCAGAGGAAGACAAGAAAAACCUAAAUAGGAUGCAGAACUUGAUAGAUAAAUUGCAGCUAAAAGUAAAAAGUUACAAACACCAAGUAGAGGCAGUGGAGGCACAAGCCAAUCAAUAUCUGUACCAGUUUAAGACUCAGCAGCGUGAGCUGGAUGAUGCAAAGGAAAGAGCGCAGAUGGCUGAAUCACAAGCCAACAAACUCAGGGCAAAAGCAAGAGAGAUUGGGAAAAAGAGUAGUGGCUACAUCUUCUAUGAUUCUGACCAUGACUCCUUGGUACCUGAAUUCUUUCUGGAAGCUUGCAAUGCAGAAAUCAUUAAUGCUGAUGUGGGCUUACAAGAGAUGGUAGUUACUCACCUAGUGGAGCAUCCCAUAGUGGAAAUAUUUGUCUGA